AUGCCGUCAUUUUGACGUUACACAAACAAGACUCAGACGCGUCAACAUUAUGUAUUAGUUAGUAAUAAGAAAUUUUCUGUGUUUUCAAAAUUGUCUGUUUAAAGCAACACCAUGGCCUGCAAAAAACCCUUGGGUCCUGGUCCCGGAGCCUACGCACUUCCAACGACAGUAGGGUUCCCAUCCCACGAUCCUUCUCGCUACAGGAACCCCAUGUACUCUUUCGGGAUCAACGCUGGUUUCCGAGUAAAGCAACUUGGACCCGGUCCAGCCUAUCGCAUAGAUCGCGUCACGAGAGACGGACUCGUCUCCUCGCCAGCUUGGAGCUUCGGAGCUAGGUUUCCAACUCGUUCGACAUUGAGAACCCCAGGUCCGGGAGCGCACGCGCCAGAACGCUGUCCACCAACCAAGGAGCCCCGUGCACCCCAAUAUUCCAUGGGGGCGAGAUUGGGCUUCGCCCUCAAGCGAGUAGGGCCAGCUUCUAACGCAUACGCCUUAAGACUAGGUCCCGGUACGCCGGCGUACACGAUGGGAGCGAGGGUUGGAUUCAAUCCGAAAGCGAAGUCACCAGGCCCAGCAGUAUACUUCCAAAGGGAUGUGGAUGUUUACAAAACAAGAUCUCCUCGUUAUACUCUCGGUGCGCGCUCUGAGGGUGCCGGGAAGCCGACGAAAGCCCCCGGACCAGCCACGUAUCCGCCGAAUUUAUAUAACACAAAGAAGAAUCCAUAUUCCUACUCGUUUGGUACCAAGCAUGGUGAUUACGCGCCGCCAAUGAUCAUCAAAGAAGACACGAUGGAUUGUUUAUGAAUCAAGAAAUGAAGAAAUAAUAACACUUGUGAUGAAAUAAAGCCAUUUGAACGUGUUCAUAAUAAUGUAAAUGGUUCCAAAUUCAUAAGAUUUCAAUCAUAUCUGUAUAAUUGUAUAAAAAAAAUGUAUAACUUUAAAAUGUACAUUAUGAAGGCGGAAUGAGAAAUCUCGUGUGAUAUCGUCACUAUGUAAUGUUGUGUAAUGUUAAAAUGUAAAAGGUUUUGUUUCAUCAAAUUAAUCAAAUAAAAUACUUGUUUCUGCAA
Danaus plexippus (monarch butterfly) is the source of this 1067-nucleotide messenger RNA. Its product is annotated as ciliary microtubule associated protein 1A-like. The coding region runs from base 112 to 804 and encodes 230 amino acids. The transcript has 5 exons. NCBI's taxonomy places the organism in Eukaryota, Metazoa, Arthropoda, Insecta, Lepidoptera, Nymphalidae. The record is from RefSeq and is a predicted model, not a curated record. Gene Ontology annotation, cellular component: cytoskeleton.